Molecule: messenger RNA, 4525 nt
Organism: Tachyglossus aculeatus (Australian echidna)
Lineage: Eukaryota; Metazoa; Chordata; Mammalia; Monotremata; Tachyglossidae
Gene: CASK
Product: calcium/calmodulin dependent serine protein kinase
Exons: 28
Coding region: 456-3293 (945 amino acids)
Biological process (GO): protein phosphorylation; regulation of neurotransmitter secretion
Cellular component (GO): basolateral plasma membrane; plasma membrane; cell-cell junction
Molecular function (GO): protein kinase activity; ATP binding; signaling receptor binding
Source: RefSeq, a predicted model, not a curated record
GGCGGAGCGGGGGGAGCGCCUUGGGCCGUUGCAGCCGUUGCAACCGUUGCAACCGCUGCAGCCGCUGCAGCCGAGCCCCGCCGUUGUCCUCCCCCGGCUGCCGCCGCCCCGGCCCCUGCAGGGGAGCGGGGAGACGGACCCCGAGCCCCCGCGCCCCAGGAAGACGGGGACGACCAGGAGGAAGAGGAGGAGGAGGAGGAGGAGGAAGGGGAGACCCAGGCCCGCCGCCGCCGACGCCCCGUGGAUCAGCCCCUGCUAAACCCCGGGACCGGCAGCAGCAGCAGCAGCAGCACUGCUGCAAUCCCCCAAAUCAUCCCCCCACCCGGAUUGCAUCCUUUCGGACGGAAUAUUCCUACCGGCGAUUUAAAAAUAAUUUUUGGACGGGUGGAUUUAUUAUAUCUAUCUAUCUAUUUUGCAUCCCCUCCACCCUUUCUGGCUAAUUGCACCUCCGGACCAUGGCCGACGACGACGUGCUGUUUGAGGAUGUGUACGAGCUGUGCGAGGUGAUCGGCAAGGGUCCCUUCAGCGUUGUGCGGCGAUGCAUCAACAGAGAAACUGGGCAACAAUUUGCUGUAAAAAUUGUUGAUGUAGCGAAGUUCACUUCAAGUCCAGGGCUAAGUACAGAAGGUAAGAGAUGGAUUUCAAAUCUGAAGAGGGAAGCCAGUAUCUGUCAUAUGCUGAAGCAUCCACACAUUGUUGAACUUUUGGAGACGUACAGCUCAGAUGGAAUGCUUUAUAUGGUUUUCGAAUUUAUGGAUGGAGCAGAUCUGUGCUUUGAGAUUGUAAAACGAGCAGAUGCUGGUUUUGUUUACAGUGAAGCUGUAGCCAGUCAUUACAUGAGACAGAUACUGGAAGCACUACGCUACUGUCAUGAUAAUAACAUAAUUCACAGGGAUGUAAAGCCUCACUGUGUCCUCCUUGCUUCAAAAGAAAACUCCGCGCCUGUUAAACUUGGAGGUUUUGGAGUAGCCAUUCAGUUAGGCGAGUCCGGAUUAGUCGCUGGAGGGCGUGUAGGAACACCUCAUUUUAUGGCCCCGGAAGUGGUGAAAAGAGAGCCCUAUGGGAAGCCUGUGGAUGUCUGGGGUUGUGGAGUGAUCCUCUUUAUCCUGCUCAGUGGGUGCCUGCCUUUCUACGGAACCAAGGAAAGAUUGUUCGAGGGCAUCAUUAAAGGAAAAUAUAAGGGGAUGCCACAGCUUCCGAGGGGAUCAGAGAGAUUUCAGAUGAAUCCCAGACAGUGGAGCCACAUCUCUGAAAGCGCCAAAGAUCUCGUGCGCCGUAUGCUUAUGCUCGAUCCAGCUGAAAGGAUAACCGUUUACGAGGCCCUGAAUCAUCCUUGGCUUAAGGAGAGAGACCGUUAUGCAUACAAGAUUCAUCUUCCAGAAACAGUAGAGCAACUGAGGAAGUUCAAUGCAAGGCGGAAACUAAAGGGAGCAGUACUAGCUGCUGUAUCAAGUCACAAAUUCAAUUCAUUCUAUGGGGAUCCACCUGAAGAACUGCCAGACUUCUCUGAAGACCCUACUUCCUCAGGACUUCUAACAGCCGAAAGAGCAGUUUCCCAGGUGCUGGACAGUUUGGAGGAAAUUCACGCCCUUACGGAUUGUAGUGAAAAGGAUCUAGAUUUUCUACACAGUGUUUUCCAGGAUCAGCAUCUGCACACGCUGCUGGAUCUAUAUGACAAAAUUAACACAAAGUCUUCACCACAAAUCAGGAACCCUCCAAGUGAUGCUGUCCAGAGAGCCAAAGAGGUAUUGGAAGAAAUUUCAUGUUACCCUGAAAACAAUGAUGCAAAGGAACUAAAGCGUAUUUUAACACAACCUCAUUUCAUGGCCUUACUUCAAACUCAUGACGUAGUGGCUCAUGAAGUUUACAGUGAUGAAGCAUUGAGAGUUACCCCUCCUCCCACAUCUCCAUACUUGAACGGAGAUUCUCCAGAAAGCGCCAAUGGUGACAUGGACAUGGAGAAUGUCACACGAGUGCGGCUGGUGCAGUUCCAGAAAAACACAGAUGAACCAAUGGGAAUCACUUUGAAAAUGAAUGAACUGAACCAUUGCAUUGUUGCAAGAAUUAUGCACGGGGGGAUGAUUCACAGACAAGGUACACUCCACGUAGGUGACGAAAUCCGAGAAAUCAACGGUAUCAGUGUAGCAAACCAAACAGUGGAGCAAUUGCAAAAAAUGCUUAGGGAAAUGCGGGGGAGUAUUACCUUCAAGAUUGUGCCAAGUUACCGCACUCAGUCUUCAUCCUGUGAGAGAGAUUCCCCCUCUACAUCCAGACAGUCCCCAGCUAAUGGUCCUAGCAGCACUAACAAUUCUGUUUCGGACUUGCCAUCAACUACCCAACCAAAAGGACGACAGAUCUACGUAAGAGCACAAUUUGAAUAUGAUCCAGCAAAAGAUGACCUCAUUCCCUGCAAAGAAGCCGGCAUCCGAUUUAGAGUGGGGGACAUUAUCCAGAUAAUUAGUAAGGACGAUCACAAUUGGUGGCAGGGUAAACUGGAGAAUUCCAAAAACGGCACAGCCGGUCUCAUUCCUUCUCCCGAGCUUCAGGAAUGGCGAGUAGCUUGUAUUGCCAUGGAGAAGACCAAACAGGAGCAGCAGGCUAGCUGUACUUGGUUUGGCAAGAAGAAGAAGCAGUACAAAGAUAAAUAUUUGGCAAAGCACAAUGCAGUGUUUGACCAAUUAGAUCUUGUUACAUAUGAAGAAGUAGUAAAACUUCCAGCAUUCAAAAGGAAAACACUAGUAUUAUUAGGUGCGCAUGGUGUUGGAAGAAGACACAUAAAAAAUACACUCAUUACAAAGCAUCCAGACAGAUUUGCAUACCCUAUUCCACACACAACUAGACCUCCAAAGAAAGACGAAGAAAAUGGAAAGAACUAUUACUUUGUGUCCCAUGACCAAAUGAUGCAGGACAUAUCCAACAAUGAAUAUUUGGAGUAUGGCAGCCACGAGGACGCGAUGUACGGGACGAAACUGGAGACAAUACGGAAAAUCCACGAACAGGGAUUGAUUGCAAUACUGGAUGUGGAACCCCAGGCACUGAAGGUCCUGAGAACUGCAGAGUUUGCUCCUUUUGUAGUUUUUAUUGCUGCACCUACGAUUACGCCAGGCAUUAAUGAGGAUGAAUCUCUUCAACGCCUGCAGAAGGAAUCCGAGAUCUUACAGAGAACAUAUGCACACUACUUUGAUCUCACAAUAAUCAACAAUGAAAUCGAUGAAACAAUCAGGCAUCUGGAGGAAGCCAUUGAGCUUGUGUGUACAGCACCCCAGUGGGUUCCAGUGUCGUGGGUGUAUUAGGCGCUCCCCCCAGAACAUGGGGGGGAUUUCAUCGGAACCGGGAGGCUCCUCACACUUGGGCGGGGAGGGGAGGAAAAAAAGAAGAACCUCUUCGUCCUAGGUCUUGUAUCAGCAGGUCUUGGCCCCUAGAGACUACCUAGAUGUGUGACCUAAAUUUAUAAUUAUUGUCAUGUCUGAAUAGAUAGGAGAGGAGAGAAAAAGCAAAUUAAACACUAAUUUAAAGAGACAGUAUCUUUUUUUAAUCAGUUCUCCUAAACUUUAAUAAAAUGUAUCUUUAAACUGUAUGUACUAUUCAAUCCUUCGGAAUGUUAUAUUUUUGGAAAUCAUAGCUUUUUAUUUCAAAGGCCCCUAAAAACUGCACAAAAAUAGAUGCUGCUUUCUAUAAUCUAUUUUAAUAAUAAAAAUGAUUCUGUUACCUUUACUUGGGGUGGAACACUACAUUCUUCUUAGAGUCUGAUUUUACGGAUUGGAAUAUCUUGCUUUUCCUUUAUUUAUUUGAAAUAAUUAGUCUAGUGAUUACAAAACCAAACUCAUCCAUUUUUAAAGGCCUUUUUUCCUUUUUUUUUUAGAAUAGUUCUUCUUUUUAAGUACUUUUGUGUAACAUCCAGAUAAUGUGAUACUGUCUCUUUGAAGAAUUCUGUAAACCUUUUAGAGAUUUGAAAUUGGGUCUUGACUCUUAAUGCAUGUGGACAGUCGCAAGCGUUCAUGCUGUUGGUGUAUCUGUGUUGAAAAAAAAACUGUAAUCUACAGUAAAGUACAUUCCGUUCAUGGGAAAGCUACCCAAGGGAAUACAAAUAAAAUAUUAUUAUGACUAAGUUGUAAACCUAUGCACAUCCCUUGCAUUUUGGGCAACUUUAUAAAGAAAAAAAACCUGAUUUUUAUUAUUACUAACCAUGUAGUGAAAUGUGUUUGUAAUUUUGUCUCAAUUUAAUUUGUUGUAGGUGGGAGGGGGAGUUACUGGUUUCACCAUUUCAGAUCUGUGUUGUCUGAGAGUAUUACCGUUUUAAUUAAGCAAAGAAACGCGGAUUUUUUUUGUAUGUGAUUGUUAACAAUGCACCCAUCAGAGAGAAAAUACUGUGCAGUGAAGAAACCAGUUUAGGCAUUUGUAAUGAACUGACUAUUCCAAAAGAUUCACUUAGAACAGCCCUGUAAAUUUCCUUAGAAAUGAUAACUCACGAUUCAGUUGGACCAAUUUUUUUUUUUAAAUAUACUUCUUUUUAUGUGUUUAACGA